This is a messenger RNA of Blepharisma stoltei, 201 nucleotides long. The record is from the annotation of a GenBank genome assembly. NCBI's taxonomy places the organism in Eukaryota, Ciliophora, Heterotrichea, Heterotrichida, Blepharismidae.
AUGGAAAUAAGCAACGCUACAAUACAUACAAAAUAUAACAGUGCACCAGACAAUAGACCCUUGAAAUUUAAUAGGCAAGCAGCAAUGCUUUUAAUAAUGAAAAAACAAAAUGAAAAUAUCAACUUAUAUAGGCAUCUUUCGAUAAACAUUGUUUUUAAUUCGCCCUAUACACCUCAAUUUGCAUUUGCCGAAAGAGUAUAG